Messenger RNA from Striga hermonthica, 741 nucleotides. The record is from the annotation of a GenBank genome assembly. Lineage: Eukaryota; Viridiplantae; Streptophyta; Magnoliopsida; Lamiales; Orobanchaceae.
AUGCUCAACCCAUCAACAAUGGCCCCACACAUGCCCCCAUCAAAGCGAAACGCUGCAGUCAGCUCGGCCACAAAAAUCCUCGACUGCAAGCAGUUCGUUAAGGAUUACCACCUCACGAACCAUCUCUUCUCCUCCUUAAGUCCCAAGCAAAACACUCUCCGCCUCUUAUGUGAAAUUGAUCUCUCCGAGCAACAGCAGCACGAGGUAUGCAACCUCAAAAAUCCCCCGCUCGAGAUGCUCGUUCUCUCGCCCAACGCCACAAUUGCCGACCUCAAGAAUGAGGCCAUGAAGGCUUUCCAGGAUGUUUACCUGAUGUUCAGAAGGUUCCAGGCAGACGAGCUGGUUGGUUAUGGGGCCGUGGACGAGUCGACUCAGGUCAAGCUUUUGUUAGGCUCGACAGAGUAUGUAAAGAUCCGGGGAAGGUUUCUGGGGAAGAACAGUGUGAGUAGGUUUAGGAUGGAGAGGGGAAUGGAUAGAUGGAUCGUGGACUGCUUGUGUGGGGCCAGGGAUGAUGAUGGGGAGCGAAUGCUGGCUUGUGAUGUUUGUAGCAUAUGGCAGCACACGAGGUGUGCCGGGAUUCUGGAUUCUGAUUGUGCGCCGGCCAAGUUUUUCUGCUACGGGUGUAGGAGUGUGGCCCAGACAGCAAAGGCCAGCGGGCAGUGCAGGAAUGAGGUGGUGGUGGAUGGUGGUGAUAAUGCGGCUGGGAUGGGUAUGUGCCUGACUAACACUGGGGUUUUGUAG